Leptinotarsa decemlineata (Colorado potato beetle) is the source of this 1097-nucleotide messenger RNA. Its product is annotated as phospholipid phosphatase 1. Gene Ontology annotation, biological process: phospholipid metabolic process; phospholipid dephosphorylation; signal transduction. Gene Ontology annotation, molecular function: phosphatidate phosphatase activity. The record is from RefSeq and is a predicted model, not a curated record. Gene Ontology annotation, cellular component: plasma membrane. NCBI's taxonomy places the organism in Eukaryota, Metazoa, Arthropoda, Insecta, Coleoptera, Chrysomelidae.
UCAAUUUAAAUGUUUUUCAUUUUUUCACAUGGUAGUCGUAGAUGCAAAAUGGCAAACUUUUUCAAAAAAAUUAUAAAUGCAGUGAGGGACUGUGCAGAAAACUCAGAAGUGUAUCCACCGCCAAGAAAAAUUUUUGUUUGGAGAGUUUUUGACGUGAACAUUUCACUGGCCAAUGUUUUAAAUUUUUUCAUAAGUGCUAUUGUUAUAAUACUCACAUGUCUGACGGAAUAUGGGAUUAUCCCAAGUAAAAAAGUGGGUUUCUACUGCAAGGAUCCUCUGAUAUCCCACAAAUAUACAGGAGACACCGUGACUCCAGAAAUACUGGGUGUAACAGCCAUUCUUGUACCUGUGACGAUGAUUCUAACCACGGAAAUGUUGAUCCAUCAGUCAUUCAAGAGAAUCAACGUCUUUACGGCCUACCUGCUCUUCAGAGACUGUUUGGUUGGAACCAUCACAGUUCUGUUCCUCACCUCUAUGGCAAAAGUACUCCUAGGAGAACACAGACCGCAUUUUUUCGAUGUUUGUGAGCCAGAUACAGCAAUGAACUGCACUGAGGGAACUUUUGUGGAAAGUUUCACGUGUACAAGUACCAAGUAUGAUUUUUAUGUAAUCGCAGAUUCUUCCUUAUCAUUUCCUUCAGGACAUGCCUCAACGACUUGGUUCAUAGGAAUGUUCUCGUCGUACAUUGUCCAUGAAAGGCUACCGACUAUCAAUGCUGGUACUUUGAUGAAACCAUUUUUGAUAUUAGUUUGUCUGACAUGGUCGCUAGUCUGCUCGUUGACAAGGAUAACAGACAGAAGACAUCACUGGUGGGACGUCUUAGCUGGAACCACAAUUGGAAUAUUGGCCUCACUGUAUAGUAUCACAGUAGUUCAUCAAAAACUUUCAAAGAUGGAUUUGAGUUUCGUAGCAAAACACAAAGAGAAUCCAAUAGAAAUGGAGUUCACGAUUGAAUGAAGUGGGCUAUUCGAAAGAUAGAUCUGAACGAAUUUCAGUUUUUUGAAGAUUUCACGAGUAUGAAGUUUACGAUUAGAGAACUAAAAUUCCAAAUGAAAUAUUUCAGGUUGAUGAAUACAAUAAAAUACAGUAAAAUAUAA